This is a messenger RNA of Sycon ciliatum, 2330 nucleotides long. RefSeq names its product peroxidasin homolog. The record is from RefSeq and is a predicted model, not a curated record. The coding region runs from base 622 to 1788 and encodes 388 amino acids. Lineage: Eukaryota; Metazoa; Porifera; Calcarea; Leucosolenida; Sycettidae. The transcript has 5 exons.
UUAUCGCGCAACGGAGCAGGACUCAGGCAGGGACGUCAGUCGUCUGGUGGUAUUUAGUCACCGAGCAGCAAAAAGUCUUGUGGCAUAAGCUACUUCAGCUAGUGGGUUUCAAGCGACGGCUUGCUGGCAUCUGCUUCUCCUAGUCUACUGAGCGCUUCGUCUUGUGUGAUAAACUCACUUCGAGGAGAAAAAAGGUGCGAAAAGCAAUUGACGCCUAGCUAAGGAAGUCUCAGGUUGCACUUGUGCUGUAUGUGCUGACAAGUGGCCUAGUUACUUGCAAUUGGAUGUUUGAUGGGACGAGGAGCAAAUCAUAGCCUCACCGACGCCACACAACACUAUCGCCCGUGAGAUUGCUACUGCGGAGGCGAUAGAGACUUGGAGAGUGUUGCAAACAGCACAUUUCCCGAACUCCCAAUCUCUGCUGAGGCUGCUGGUCCAUUUCCUGUCAAAUCAUUGGCUUUGUAUAAUAAUACGUGUGCUGCCUGUACUGGUAUUGCGUGCGUUCGAUGAGAAGUAACCUCCACAUCUGUUCCGGCGCCGAUCGAUACACUUCUCUGUAGCAUUUCCCUCCCCGGUCUGAACUCACAGUCAGUCUUGCUCAUCAUCGCUAGUAUUCUCAUCAUGGAAGUCAGACGAGAACUGAGCCUGCGCUACUCCGUUGCAAGAGCAUUGCUCUGUGCGUUGCUGUGUUCGCCGAUGGUGUGCGUUCCCCAGACCGAUGCGCAAGCGACCGCAUCCCCAGCUGUCCACCAGCACGCCAUUGACAUUCUUAUCGCCUACCCCGAGAAGCCCGAUCAUGAGCUGAUCGUGGUGGAGACGGCAAAGCCGGUCACGCUGGUCCGAGGCGAGACAUAUGACCUGGCCUGCCACUUCCAGCCCGAGGUCUCCAGUGAUUGGCAGGUGACGUGGCAACGGCAGGGCAACCCCGUCGACAACUCCUCGGAGACGUACGUCAGCGGAUGGCUGGGCACCGUGUUCGAAGAUUACCAGCUGCGCUUUCAGAACUUCUCCUCGGACGAUGCUGGCUUUUACCAUUGCCAGGCCACUGAUCCUAGCGGAGCGACGCGACAAGUAUCCGCCAUUGUCCAGGUGGUACCAGAGAUCGUGAUGAUGGGACUCGAAAAUGGCCGAGUUGCUGAGUUAUUGGGAGCGAGUACGGAGAUAACCUGUUCAGCGAAAGGAUACCCACCUGCGGCAGUGACAUGGCAGAAAAAUGGAGUUGAAGUCGCCGCUUCAGGCUCCUUGGUGCUCACCAACGUUGCUCGGAGCGAUAACGGCAGCUAUGAGUGUGUGGCAACGAACAACGCUGGCAUCACCCAGGCGCGUGCAGAUGUGGUUGUUGUCGAAAAGCUUGCGUGGAUCGAGUCUCCAGAAUCGCAAGUCACCGUACAACCCAAUCAGCCGCUGACUGUCACCUGCAAAGCCUCGGGUGCACCAGCACCGCGCAUAGAAUGGGGCAGGUUCACCAGCCACUACCAGCGACUGACCGAGUUGGACGGACGCACGACAUUCACCCUCAGCCCAUCCGAGAUACGCAAUGGUGACUCUUACAUCUGCAUGGCGCGCAGCACGUUUAUUUGUUGCCCAGACAAGAACGUACAGACGCCGAUCGUAGCAAAAUUCACCGUUUCCGUGUCGACUUCAGUUGCUCCUACAUUCGCAUCACAGGACACUGACUGCUGGCAGAACGCCGACUGCAGCUCCGCUGACCCACUCCUACACUGGCGCAGCAGCGGCCUACUCACACUGGUACUGUCAGUCGUAUUGCUCACUGGACGCUGUCUCUAGAAACGAGAUACCGCUCACCUUAUCCAGUGACCCUUGACUACAUCUCGAUGUCAGAAUCCUACAGCCAUGUCACCACACUGGGCAUUCGGGUGCCAUGUUCUGGACAUACAAAGUACCGCACACACUGUGGUCACAGGCUAUCUCAGUACACGGCUGCAUGCGGCAUGAACAGUGUGUCCGUGUUCUGAAAAUACGUGCACCCGGUGAAUGUAUACAUGUGUGUUUUGCCAUUGUCUCCGUUCCCUGUCAGAAGACACAACUGGUCACGUGUGUCCACCAGUUUCAAAGACGUAAUAUUGCUCCUACAUGUAGAUAUCCUGCUGGACCAUGCACAGUGUCGACUUUCUGGGAAAUAAUUGUGAGGCAUGGACUUGAGUGACAAUAUUUUACUGAAUUUUCUAUAUCCCUAUUUUACAAUGCUGCUCCCAUUCUCUGUGCUGCGAGCCUUAUCCUGACUUUCCAUGACUGUCAAAGCAAUCGGACUAUUCUGUUUCAGCCACAGAAUUUUAUUGAUCCAUAUUGAAUUAUGUUAGUACACUUUA